AUGCAAGCGAUCCCCGAGGUCUUUAUAGUCGUCUAUACCGACUCAUAUUCCUUCUACGAAUGCCUUGUCAAGCUCGGAACCACUAAGGAGAAGCGCUUAAUGAUCGACAUUAUAGCUUUUAAGCAAUCAUACGAGCGCCGAGAGCUUGCAAAGGUCAAAUAG
Messenger RNA from Drepanopeziza brunnea f. sp. 'multigermtubi' MB_m1, 162 nucleotides. The record is from RefSeq and is a predicted model, not a curated record. Lineage: Eukaryota; Fungi; Ascomycota; Leotiomycetes; Helotiales; Drepanopezizaceae.